Molecule: messenger RNA, 729 nt
Organism: Yamadazyma jaroonii
Lineage: Eukaryota; Fungi; Ascomycota; Pichiomycetes; Serinales; Debaryomycetaceae
Source: the annotation of a GenBank genome assembly
AUGGUUAAUUAUUUGAUUACCGGUGUGAGUCAAGGUAUUGGCUUAAGUUUAGUAAAAGAAUUAUGCAAGAAUAAUUUCGUUUAUGGAACUGUUAGAAAAGCCGACGACAGAACAGCUUUAAACCAGUUGGACCCUAAAAAUUUGAAGUUGAUUGAGUUAGAUAUGGGAGAUAGUGAGACCACUUUCGAAGAAGCUUUCAAGGUUAUAGAUGAAGUUGAUGUUGUCAUUCAUAAUGCUGGGAUUAUGACAGAAAAACUCUUACAUCCUUUAGUCUCCAGUACCACUGAAGAUUUCGAAGACUUGUUCAGGAUCAAUACUAUGGGAUGUUUCAAGGUUUAUAAGUAUAUUCACCCUUACUUAUAUAAAGGUAAAGGAAGGAAGAAAUUUGUUGCUAUAUCUUCAAUGGCAGCAGAUCCUGGUAUCAUUGAUUCAACUAAACAAGGAUCCAGUGCUUAUGGAGUUUCAAAAAUCGCUAUCAAUUACUUAAUCAAACAGAUCGCAGCGGAAAACUCCAAGAGUGAAAAUUCCGUGGAAUCAACAUCUUUAACCAUUGCUUUACAUCCAGGUGCUUUAAGAACCCCAAUGACUGAAGAGAUUGCUGAAAUAUAUCCUCAAAUGUUCAAAAAUGCUGAAGAAGGAGUCAAGAAUAUCUUGAAAUUGAUAGAUAACAAGAACUUAAUCUCUGGUGGGUUCUAUAACGCUGGUGAUGGAUCAAAAUACGUAUUUUGA